Messenger RNA from Triplophysa rosa, 2420 nucleotides. It is a transcript of the gene pdk3b, whose product is annotated as pyruvate dehydrogenase kinase, isozyme 3b. NCBI's taxonomy places the organism in Eukaryota, Metazoa, Chordata, Actinopteri, Cypriniformes, Nemacheilidae. The transcript is spliced from 11 exons. Gene Ontology annotation, biological process: protein phosphorylation; regulation of glucose metabolic process. Gene Ontology annotation, molecular function: pyruvate dehydrogenase (acetyl-transferring) kinase activity. The record is from RefSeq and is a predicted model, not a curated record. The coding region runs from base 74 to 1294 and encodes 406 amino acids. Gene Ontology annotation, cellular component: mitochondrion.
UCACCUCAUCGCGUCAGAGGUGGGCGUCAGACUCGAGUUUAUUGGACGCUUGGGCGAUGAUACUUUCACAAUAAUGAAACUCUUCAACUUUCUAUUGAAAGAUGUCACGCACAAAAUUGAAUAUUACUCGAGGUUCUCGCCCUCACCGAUGUCAAUCAAACAGUUUCUGGAUUUCGGCAGAGAAAAUGCAUGUGAAAAAACAUCUUGCAUGUUCCUGCGUAAAGAACUGGCAGUGAGGCUGGCCAACACCAUGAGGGAAGUGACCUUGUUGCCUGCCAAUCUUCUUAACCAGCCGUCUGUCAAACUGGUCCAGUCCUGGUACAGCCAGAGCUUUGAAGAGCUGUUAGAGUAUGAGACGAGAAGUCCAGAGGAUCCACGCACCCUCAAUGACUUCCUUGAGAUCCUGAUUAAGAUUAGAAACAGGCACAAUGAUGUUGUGCCCACUAUGGCUCAAGGUGUCGUCGAAUACAAAGCAAAGUUUGGUUUUGAUCCUUUUAUCAGCAGCAAUGUGCAGUAUUUCCUGGACCGCUUCUACACCAGCCGCAUUUCAUUUCGCAUGCUCAUCAACCAACACACUCUCUUGUUUGGUGAUGCCGCUUGUCUGGCACAACCAAAACACAUCGGAAGCAUCGACCCAGCGUGCAACGUGGCCGAAGUGGUGAGAGAUGCGUAUGAGACUGCAAAGAUGCUCUGUGAGCAAUACUACAUGAUGGCACCUGAGCUGAACAUCAAAGAAAACAACUCCAAAACUCCACAGAAGCCUAUACAGGUGGUCUAUGUGCCGUCUCAUCUUUUUCACAUGCUGUUUGAACUCUUCAAGAAUUCAAUGCGGGCCACAGUGGAGCUCUAUGAAAACAGCAGUGAAGGGCUUCCUCCAGUAAAGGCACUGGUUACACUGGGAAAAGAGGAUCUUUCAAUAAAGAUUAGUGACCAAGGUGGGGGCGUCCCCUUACGAAAGAUCGACCGUCUCUUCAAUUACAUGUAUUCCACUGCACCGACACCACGACUGGAUCCCACACAAACCACUGUGCCACUGGCUGGUUUCGGCUAUGGCUUGCCGAUCUCUAGAUUGUAUGCCCGCUACUUUCAGGGAGACUUAAAACUGUACUCGGUUGAAGGAGUCGGGACUGAUGCGGUCAUUUAUCUUAAGGCUCUUUCCAGUGAAUCUUUUGAGCGUCUUCCAGUCUUCAAUAAGUCAGUGUGGCGACAUUACCAGACAGGUCCUGAGGCCGAUGACUGGAGCAACCCUAGCAGCGAUCCACGAGAUGCAUCCACAUAUAAAGCCAACAGAUGACUUCAGAUUCUCCCCACGAACCGUUCAUGGGUUGCUUUAAAAUUAUGGCCGCCCAGACAACAUCUUUAAAGAUGUCUGGUGUUUAUAGUGCCUGCUGUUGGUAGCGUUAUGUGCAGAAUAAUAGAGCAGGCACACUUAACUGCGCUUCGGUCUACCCGAGUUCGAGUGCCAGCUUGUGGUCUCUUCCCAGUCUGUCUGCCCUCCCUCCCCUUCUAUCGCGUCCUGUCUCUCUCCACUGUCCUCUCCUCCAAAUAUACAUAAAUAAUAUAUUAUAAAAAAGAAUAGAGCAGACUCUCAGUAUUUACUUCCAAAUGACCGUUCUUAAGCUACUUGCCACAUCAGGUUAUAUUAGCAGGAGGGUCAUUGUAGAUCAUUUGAUUUGGUAAAAAUGUGCAAGAUGAGUCAAUAUUUUUGGUCUGUUUGGGGGUCUGUCUGCUAUAGGUGUAUUUUGUUUAGGAGUACAGGGGCAUGUAGAUGCCAUUAAAGCUAAAACUCAUAGACUAUAGCCUCAGAUCUCUGUAGGGUGCCUUCACACUGAAAUAGAUGUGAUCGCUGAAGAUGCACUGAACUGCACUUUCUGAUCAUUCUGUCAUGAAAUUGUACUCGGCAAAAAAAAAUCAGGGCUGGUUUUCAUUUUCACAUUUUGCUCAAUCUGCUCUAUAUUUCAGUUUUCAUAUCUUAUUCAGAUAUUAAUUUCAGUGCAUAUUCUACUGUAAGAAUGCACAAAGCACUUUUGAUGAAUGGCCGGAUUAGACUUUAGUACAGUGGUGUGAUAGAUUAAUAGUCAGUUCUAACAGAAUGACUCAUGGUAGUUACUUGUUGCUGUAGUAAUAUAGCAGUUUUUUAUGUUUAUGUCUUUAGAUAAAAGCUUCUGUGAAUAAAUGUAAAUGUUAUGUUUGUUAUGCAACUAUGUCAUGCCAUAUUUCCCAAUUUGCUUAUCUGUUAAUUUGUUAUCUAAUCAACGUAACUGCUUAUUAAAGCACUCCCUUAUACAGUACUGAAGUUCAUCCUUCAUUUUAGACAGAACAACAAUUUGAUGCUAAAUAAUAGGGGGGGGUAACAAAGCACUCAGCUCACAAUAUGAUAUUGGGUUCACGAUUACGACUGUAUCACAAUAUUUUGAACA